Messenger RNA from Nycticebus coucang (slow loris), 1217 nucleotides. Its product is annotated as protein-lysine methyltransferase METTL21C. NCBI's taxonomy places the organism in Eukaryota, Metazoa, Chordata, Mammalia, Primates, Lorisidae. Gene Ontology annotation, cellular component: cytoplasm; cytosol. Gene Ontology annotation, biological process: peptidyl-lysine methylation. The transcript has 6 exons. Gene Ontology annotation, molecular function: protein-lysine N-methyltransferase activity. The record is from RefSeq and is a predicted model, not a curated record. Bases 90 to 941 code for a protein of 283 amino acids.
UCUUCUGCUGCAAAAGGGACAGCAAUUUACCUCUUGGUGUUGUGGGAAAGCAGAAGAGAAGGAGCGAGUGUCUGCAAGAGAAAAAAAAAAUGUCCUACGGAACACAGGCUGGUAGAGCAGGACUCUUGGCUGGUUUGGCUCCGGUUAUGGAUGUGUGUCUGAGCCCCGUGCAGCAGCCCAGGUGCCUGGGGCAGGAGCCCAACUUGGCAGCUGGCAGCAUGGAGGCCGAAGAGGAGGAGGGUCUCCAGAAAGAUGGCGUCGGGGGACCCUCAGGAGAUUCUAACAAACUAGAACCAACUCUUCAUAGCCUCCAGAAAUUUGCUCCUACAGAUUAUGACAGCUACACUCAGGAGUGUUACUGGUUUGCAGGCAAGAAGAUAGUCAUUCAAGAAUCCAUAGAGAGCUACGGAGCAGUGGUGUGGCCGGGGGCUACGGCUUUGUGUCAGUAUUUGGAGGAACAUACGGAUGAACUGAAUUUUCCAGAUGCUAAAAUACUUGAAAUUGGUGCUGGACCAGGCCUCGUUUCCAUCGCGGCCAGCAUUUUAGGAGCUCAAGUCACAGCAACGGAUCUGCCUGAUGUCUUGGGAAACCUUCAAUACAAUCUUUUAAAAAAUACACUAAAACGCACAGCACAUCUGCCUGAAGUGAAGGAGCUGGUGUGGGGGGAACAUCUGGAACAGAACUUCCCCAAGUCAACCUUUUACUAUGACUACGUUCUGGCCUCGGACGUGGUCUACCACCACUACUUCCUGGACAAGUUGCUUGCCACCAUGGUGUACUUUUCCCAGCCAGGGACAGUGCUGCUUUGGGCAAACAAGUUCCGGUUCAGCACAGAUUAUGAAUUUUUAGAUAAAUUCAAGCAAGUUUUUGAUACAACACUCUUGGCUGAAUAUCCAGAGUCAUCUGUCAAACUUUAUAAGGGGAUUCUAAAAUGGGACUAAGUCACGCAAAAGGGCUUUCAAAAUACUAGUGUCUUAAAAAAACAAAACAAAACAAAACACUAGUGUCUUUUGAGCUGUGUUAGAAGCCACACUGGCAACAAAUGAAUUCUUGUACAAGAGUGAGAAGGUGCUGCGUAGGACACCUUAACAGUGCAGAUACUGUCUAAAAUAAGGCUGUCUGGUUAACCUGAAUAUCUACAGGAGUAACAUAAAAACAUGAAAGUAGUUUUGUGGGUUUCCAAGAGCCUCAAUUACAUGUUUAAUAAAUUUUACCUG